GCAAGAAGGUGAACGUCCAGCGCCUCCGUGAGGAGUUGGCCGCAGUGGACCCUGAGUUCAAGGCAUCGCUCAAGGACAAGGAGGACAGGAAGGAGGAGAUGCAGCUUCGCAAGCAGGGCGAGUAUGUGGCGAUGGCCAUGAAGUCGAGCUUCGGGGACCAGCUCAGCAAGCUCCUCGAGGCCUCGGACGGCAACAACAAGCAGAAAACAUCUUCUGUGGCCGAGCGAGAGGUGAGCCCGACACCGGUGGCGGAGGCCCCCGCCAGCACGGCCCUUCUCAAGCGUGCGGAGAUCGGUUGGCUCCAGUCCCUCAUCGGCGGCAAGAAACAACUCGGCGCACGCAUGACCUGGGCGGAGGCAGCUCAAGUCUUGGAGGCGCGCAUGGUAGACAAGACGGUGGUCGCGCAGAUCAACAAGUGCAUCAUCGCCCAUCUCCCGAAGCGCCCUCCACCGACGAGCAAGGCGAAGCGUGUUCAGCUUGUCCUGGGAAUUCUCAAUGGCAGUGCCCUCUGA
This is a messenger RNA of Prorocentrum cordatum, 512 nucleotides long. The record is from the annotation of a GenBank genome assembly. NCBI's taxonomy places the organism in Eukaryota, Dinophyceae, Prorocentrales, Prorocentraceae.